Penaeus vannamei (Pacific white shrimp) is the source of this 2433-nucleotide messenger RNA. NCBI's taxonomy places the organism in Eukaryota, Metazoa, Arthropoda, Malacostraca, Decapoda, Penaeidae. The record is from RefSeq and is a predicted model, not a curated record.
CCAAAGCGCCGCCCGCGGGAGGGUCGGCGGGCGUCGUACCUGCAGCAGCUGAGGACGACUUUCAUUCCUGCUGGCCGUACUGCUCCUGCUGACGUCGCUGGGCUGCGGCGUGGCCUCUUCUCCUCCCUCGCCACCGGUCACGCAGCAGCUGCUCUGCCCUCUGGGAUACUCGGACCUCUUCGGCGGCAUAGCGAACGCAGCGAUGAUCCUGAGCGGCUUCGUGGGCUCCGCCAUCACGGGCGUCACGGCGGACAGAACCAAGGCCUUCACGCCCAUCACCAAGCUCUGCUACGGCGCCGCCACCAUCUUCGCCAUCGUCAUGCUGGAGAUGUUCAUGGUUCCCGGCCAACCCGAACUCGUGGCUACGUUCACGGGCCUCUUCGGGUUCUUCGGCGUUGGCGCCUACCCGAUCGGCCUGGAGCUGGCUGUGGAGGCAACGUACCCCGUCGAAGAGUCGAUCAGCACGGCUUUCAUAUUCAUGUCUGGGCAGUUCCAAGGAGUCCUGAUCAUCGCACUGGUGACACUGCUGGGGCGGGAACAGAAGCCGCAGUUCGAGAACAUCGAGACGUGUACAAAGAGAGGCAACGCUGAUAUAGAGCCUAAGGAUUACACAGUAUCCCUGAUGGUGAUUAUGACUUACUUGGUUGUGGUUGUCUCCGUCAUGAUCCUCUUCUUUGAGACAUCCUACAAGCGACUGGAAGCAGAACGUCUCACCCCGGAUCCCACCGCUGCCGCCAGUAACACAACCGCUGGCUCCUCUUCCCCUUCUUCAAAUCGCUCUCUCUCGCCUCGCUCAUCUGCCUCGUCCUGCCACUCGCUCACCGAAUCAGGGAAGGUGUUGCGGGCUGGGGGAAGAGGGGGGGGAGAGAGGAACAUUGAAGAGGUGGUUCAAAACUGGAAUGAAUGUGAAGGACAGGAUGGCAUGGAAAGAAGCCGGUUGUGAUUGUGGGUGUAUUGUGUAUACUCAUUGAUGAUCUUUUCUCCUCAUAUUUAUUUUCUAUUUGCUUGCCUAUCCUGAAGACAAAACUAUAAGGUGAUGAGCAGAGAUUGUAAAAGAAUAGCUUGAACAAAAUGCUAAAAUGAAAGAGUGAUGCAUUCCUUUUUUUAGCAUCAUGAGUUUUAUAUUUGAAAUGACAAUAACUGUGUAAGUAGAAAUACAUAUUGUGCAUUAUACAGUAUUGAUUAUUCCUAUAAUUAAAUUGAAUUUCUGACUUUCUUGCUUGUUAGCAAGUGAUGAAUUUCUGUUAUGAAAAUGUAUGGUAGCAACAGGAAUAUAAUACCAUUAUAUGAUUUUAUUAGUGUUUGAUAUAAAGCCUGCACAUUUAGCUUACCUCUUAAUUAUUACUUUCAGAUAGCAUGACAUUCUUUCUGUGAUUUUAUUGGUUUUCCUUCUGGGUAAUACAUAUGUAUCAAGAAUUCAAUAGUGUUGGUUCCAUAAACACAACAUGCAAAUCAUGGGGUAAGAGAAUGUCUAUACCUUGGCAAUUUCAUAUUUCUUGUUGGAAAGGGAGGGUAGGGGGCGGUUAGAUGGGUAAAAAUAGACGUUUGGAAAUGGAGGGUGGGUGAGAAAGGGUUGGGAAGGGGAAGGGUGAGGGUUGUGGCAGAGGAUAGGGAAAUUGGGAGUUCUACACCUUGAUCACAUGAUAAGUCCCUCUGGCUGGAAUCUCUGGAGUUGUGUUGUAAGUUGUGCUAAAUAUAAUGUCGGGAUGAAGGGGGUGAUCUGAGUGACCAGAUGAGUUAAUCUUACACUACUCGUAAGUCUGUUCUCCCUUCUUGAUAUCAAGAGGCACUGAGAAGGUAUACAACUCAGCUGAUUCAUAGGGAGGAGCUGGCACGUGAGCUCUCCAGAGGACACCUGCGGGAAAGCAGCUAUAGGGAAAAGAUGUUCCCAAUACCCGAAAAUGGAAAGGUUCCCGGGUGAUCAAAUCCCGCCCCCUCCCCCAAAUUUCGAACCCCUGGUAACUGAUUAGAGAUUAGGCAUGAGGAAGAUGACUUGGGCUUAGUACUCCAACUGUGGUGUCGGUCUUUGCCAGAUUGAUUGCUAUGGAGAAUUACUUGUUUACAUCACACCCUCCUCUUAUAUGUAAUUUACUGAUGCUUUUUGGUGGACAGUAGGACUGACAUUUCUAUCAUUCUUUAAUUUCCUUGUUACAGUUUCAAUAGAUUGGAUGUAUGUGAUCAGUAAAGUUGGCUGUGCACAAGGCUAACAGAUGUAUGAAAUUCUGUUCUGACUUGAGUUGCCACUCUGGCGCUAUUCUCCUUGAGCUAAGAACUCGCUCUUCAUGCGCACCCGGAGGCAAUAGCUCCAGUAUUCCCAUUAUUAGGGUGCUGUAUCCUGUUGAUUCGAAAAUGGAAAAUAAUUACUGAAUAGUAUGUACCACUAUUAACAACAGAAAUUUGAAUAAACUUGAAUAAAGUACAGUUACAAGCAGA